Messenger RNA from Plasmodium malariae, 1980 nucleotides. RefSeq names its product conserved Plasmodium protein, unknown function. Gene Ontology annotation, molecular function: indole-3-glycerol-phosphate synthase activity; phosphoribosylanthranilate isomerase activity. The record is from RefSeq and is a predicted model, not a curated record. The transcript has a single exon. NCBI's taxonomy places the organism in Eukaryota, Apicomplexa, Aconoidasida, Haemosporida, Plasmodiidae. Gene Ontology annotation, biological process: L-tryptophan biosynthetic process. Bases 1 to 1980 code for a protein of 659 amino acids.
AUGGUGCGACACCUCUUACUAUUUUUCAUACUUCUAAUAACAGAAGGUAUUUCUAAGGAGAAGAUUGUAAGGGCUCGUAGAGCUUUUACAACAAAGAGGGCUUUAAAUUAUGAUAAGGGGGGAAAUAAAAAAAGCUAUAAAAUGUAUUACAUAAGGAGUUGUAAAAACAACAAUGUGAAAUAUAGAAUAAUUGAAAGAAAAAAGAAAAAUGGAAAAAUACAUAUAAGAAUUUAUGGUAAGGAUCAUAGAAACCCAUAUUUAGCACAUGAGUAUGCAAAUAAAAUAAUUGAAAAUAAAAAAUAUGAAGUGGGUAAAUUACUAGAAGAAAAUUUCGAAGAAAAUAAUCCAUUACAAAUACGAAUGAAGUAUUUGCAACAUACAAUGAAUAACAAAUUGUCAGAAUGUUUAAAAAGGAAGAGCACUGAUGAAAAACAUAGACUGUCAGUAGUAGCAGACAUAAAAAGAAAAAUAUUUUGUAGUGUUACGAGAAAAAAUAGUGGUUUAACAAACGAACUAGGUGUAGGAGAAAUAACGGGGGAAGGAAAUGAAAAAGGAAAAGAUAAUUUUGAUAAAAAUAUAAAUUAUGUUUAUCAAAAUAAUUUUCUUAAUUUAGCUAAUCCUGGUCAGGUAAGUUUAAUGUUACAUCAAAUAGGUUUUGAUGUAUUAAUAGUUAAUAUUGAUAAUUUAUCAACAGAAGGAAUGUUAAAUGAUUUAAGUGAAGUUAUUAAAAGUACAAGAAUAUUAUCUAGAAAUACUAGACCAGCAAUAGUAGUUGAUGAUGUAAUAAUUCAUCCUAUUCAAAUUGCAUUGGCAGUUGAAAAUAAAGCAGAUGGAGUAAUUUUAAAUCUUUCUUAUUUAAAAAAUGAUCUUGAAGACAUGUUAAAUUAUUGUGUUAAUUUAGGUACCCAAGCUAUUGUUGAAGUACAUGAUUACAAUGAUAUAUAUUAUGCUACGCAAUGUGGGAGUUAUAUUCUUAUGAUAAAUGAGUUUGACUUUUUUAAUAAUCAUUAUGAAUAUAAUCAUGCAAUAAAGGCUAUAAGUUAUGCGAUUCCUGAACUAAUUACUAUUGCUAAAAUUAAUGUGAAUGAUAUAAGUUAUGUAGAAAAAUUAGGUAGUUUAGGUUAUGAUAGUAUAUGUCUAGAAAAAAAGCUAAUCGAUAAUGAUUUAGAAGAUUUUGUUCAUGCAUGUAAGAGCUGGAAUGCUCCUCACAAAACCUUACUAUAUUUGAAUAGAAAUAAUUAUUUAAAGGAAUUCCUUACCUAUAAAAAUGAUGUACCAGGGGAGGAAAAUCAUAAAGAUAUUACAGAUAACUUAAAAAAAAUGUAUGAUGAUAAGAAUAUACCGAAUAACUAUUCAAACAAGCUUUUAAAAAAUUAUGAGAAAGAUUUUAUUGAUGUUGAGGAAGAUGGUGAAAAUGGGGAAGGAAAUAAUCAAAAAAAAGGUGAUGAUAAAAAGGAAAUCGAAAAACAGGCAAAGGAUAGUAUACUAACCAGUGAUGAAAAGCAAAUUGUUAAAAAUUUUAAGAAAGAAAAGAAGAAGGAACUAAUUCUUUUGAAUCAAAUGAAAGAAAUUGUAAAAGAAGUGGAUGAACAGUGUAAAAAUUAUGACUCUCUUUCAGAUGAUGAAAAUAAAAAAAAAGAGAAAAAGUUAGAAACACUUUUAGAAAAUUUUACAAAGUUAGACAGAAAUUUCUUAAGAGGCUUUUUUUCAGACGAAGAGAUAAGUAAUAUUGAGAAUACCAUUAAGAACGCUAUACAACAAAAGAAUAAAAUAAAAAAUGGAGAGGAAAAUUUCGAUAAUAAAGAUUUUACAAAUAAUAUGAACAGUAUUCAAAAUAACGGAGUAGACGAUCUUGAUAUUCAUAAAACAACGAAAGAGUUUUUUGAUAAGAAAAAUUUGGAAAACAAUAAUCUAUUUGAUAACAAUUCUUCAGACGAUUUUUCAGAUGACACUUCUUCCAGGGGGGUAAAUUCGCAGUAG